AUGAGGUGGCUCUUAGGCAGCAGCUGGAGAAAAUUUGGACAUGCUGACAGGGGAAACUACGACUGGUUGACCAGUGAACCAACUGGGCCACUUCUGGAAACAGAGCUUCAGAGCAGGCAACAGAUGAGUUCAACCAAAGAAGACAUAGAACCUUUCCUGUGCAUCAUAUUGCCUGCCACCAUGAUGCUUUUCCUGGCAUUCCUGCUGCUCUUCCUGUACCGCCGUUGCCAGCACUCCACCCCACAGGGUCAAAUCUUCAGCAUUGACCUCCCUGAGGCACUGCCUGAGCAUGAUGUUUCCAGUUUUCUUUCAGCACUGCCCUGGAACGCUGAGCAGAGCUUCCACUACUCCACUCUGCUCCCUGAAGCCUCAUUCCUCACUGUGUAUUUGCCUCCCUCCUAUGAGGAGGCCACUAUGAAGACUUCCAUGGAAGAGACUCACACUGAGCUCUCUCCAGAUCCAGUGCCUCCUUACGAAGAGAGCCUUUGCAGUCCAGCAGCAUCAAAUAAACUUCCUGUGGAAGCACCUUAG
Messenger RNA from Rhea pennata, 531 nucleotides. It is a transcript of the gene SMIM28, whose product is annotated as small integral membrane protein 28. The transcript has 2 exons. The record is from RefSeq and is a predicted model, not a curated record. The coding region runs from base 1 to 531 and encodes 176 amino acids. NCBI's taxonomy places the organism in Eukaryota, Metazoa, Chordata, Aves, Rheiformes, Rheidae.